Papilio machaon (common yellow swallowtail) is the source of this 5735-nucleotide messenger RNA. RefSeq lists its product as uncharacterized. The record is from RefSeq and is a predicted model, not a curated record. NCBI's taxonomy places the organism in Eukaryota, Metazoa, Arthropoda, Insecta, Lepidoptera, Papilionidae. Bases 195 to 5528 code for a protein of 1777 amino acids. The transcript is spliced from 3 exons.
CCUAACGUGUUUUCAGUUGACGAAACUAGCUUUGUGACGAUAUGUUGUGUUCUUCGUUUGACGGUGAUAUUUUUGCUGGGUUCGUGUGAAAACAGGAGAAAUCAAAGUUUUGUAUUUCAAAAGUGGACUAUGGACGUCGGUUGAUCGAGUAUAUAUGUGUACCUGUUAGAUAAGUUUUGUUUUUAACUAAACAUAUGGAAUCUGAAUUUUCAACAGAUAAAGAAAGCGAUUUACCACCAGUGCCGCUAAAAACGUAUCAAUGGGAAGACUUACGAAGAGCUCGUGAGGCUGGGGCAUAUCCUUGGACCCAUUUUCUCAAACCGCCUCUUGAAGGAGAAAUAACAGCGGAAGAUAUAAUAAGGGAGACAACACCUAGGAGAAGCAUGUCCCGUGAAUUCUCAAAAUCCCGAACACAUUCACCAUGUGGUGGGGAACCACAGAAGAUUUUAAAUCUUAACUCUUCGCCAGGUAGUAGUAGAAAACAUAGCGAUGAAGGUGCAGACGGCGUGCAAAUACCUAAUUUUUCAAAAGAAGUUUCUCUGGAUUCAGAGGAUGAUAUCUUAAGUCAAACUACAGGAAGUGGCACAAAACGACCAGAGAGUCAAAUAAGCUCACAUUUAGUGACACCAGUGGAAAUACCAAAAAGUGUAUCUCCAAAGGGUAUUUUAAAACGUAGAGCUCAAGAGCAGCAGUACAACAUAGGUGUUUCAGAAACACGGGAAAAGACAAAAUGCUGCCAUCCGUUAGUCAAUAAAAUAAAACAUUUAGCUGAUAAAACUUUGCAUAAAUUGGAUAGAACCGAAUGUGAAAAGUCCCCUUUGUCGAAAAGGAAAAAAAAUGAAGUUGUCCAGGAAAUAAGACAGUUGAAAUCUUCCCCUGGUGCUGUUCGUAGACAAAAAUUUAGUGCAAUUAAAUUAGGAGAUUCGGAUGAAAUGAGUAAAACAAUGAGCAUUGACACACCCCCACCAAGAAAAAAGAAGGACCAUAUUUACGAGGACAUAGAGGAGUCCAAAUACAAUGACAAUGAAUCACUUCAUUCUAAUAGAGCAUUUGACUCUAACAGCAAUGGCAAAGAAAGCCAUAUAGAAAUCGAAAAUCUCGCAGAAAGAAAAUCAAUAGCUUCCCAGGAUCCCAGUUUAGUGAUGGAAGAGAACCAAGGUUCGAAUGGAAAUACUGAAAACAUAAUGGCAAAAUUGUAUAAGAAAGAUAAAACAACACAGAAGAAAGAAGACUUGGAUGAUAUGGAUACUGAAGAACCAAGUGUUGAUGAUAUUUUUCACGAACAGCUGGAAGGUAAUAGACCAGCCAAUGAAUCUCCCAAUAUAACUAUUACGGAAAUCACAGAGGAUAACCUUGAGAAUAAUAUUGAACAGUCCAAUACCAUACCAAUUGAAUCAUCGCCUAGUCCAAGUCCUCGAGAAUUUCAAGAAAAACGAAGUGAUGCAGAAAUGUUUGACAACGAAUGGUCUAAACCCAGCAGUGAUCACGAAUAUGAAAUAAUAGAAAAACCACCUCCAAAUAUAAUUUAUACUGCUCCGAGCGUUGAGGAGAGGCCGAGAAUGGUAAAAACUGACGAUGAACUAUCAAGUACUACUUCAUUGGAACGUAAAUAUUUGCAACAUACAUCUGACGAAGAUGAGCAAAUAGAAGAAAAAGAAACCGACCAAAAUGGUGACGAAAUUCUGACAGCUGAAACUUUGCAAAAAAAUUUAGAGGAGCGGUUUUUUGUAAACACUCCAUCUACUGCUUCAAGAACAGAAUGUGAAAUAAGCACAAGUCAAGUCGACUCAUCUGCUUUGGAGCAGUUGCCAUUGCAACGAAGUAAACGAUCAAAAAACUCUGAAAAUGUAGAUAAAAAAAUUCAACAACGUAUUAAAGAAGGAACAGGCAAAUUAAAAUCACAAGCUGGAAAAUUAAAGACAAAAAUACAAAAUAUGAAAGCUAAACAAUUUACUAGCUCAGAAAAGUCAAAAGUAAGCCUUCCCGAACGUCCGAAAUUCAAAAUGCCCGAUCGACCCAAGAUAAACUUUCCUGAAAGACCCAAGUUCACACUACCUGACCGUAGAAAGUUUAGUCUACCUGAAAGGUCAAAAUUCAAAAACUUUAAUCUACAAGAAAAGUUCAGCAUCGGUGAUAGAAAAAAAUUCACUUUUCCGAAUCGACCUAAAUUUAAUGUUCCUGAUCUAUCGAAAUUAAAAAUGCCAGAACGACCAAAGAUAAAUUUUCCAAGUUUAAGCAGGAAAAAAGAAUGUAAGGUUGACACAACUGUUACUGAAUCCAGUUCCGAUAAUAUGCAAAACGUGGCGACAGUAGACUUCGAAGCGAAAACGUACCCAAGAUUUUUUAACAGAAAAAAGAAAUCUGAAUUAACAAAAACAUCUUCCUCGCCAACGCUAAAUAGAGAAGAUACACCUCCACCCACAUUCACUUUUACUCGAGUGAAAAAGAGCAAGGAAGAGUCUUCGUACAUUCCUGAUAGUCCUGAACAACCACGCGAAUACGGUAAUGUUGAUAACGAUAACAGUUAUGAAAAUGGGCACGAAAGCAGAAAACAAUUUGAAACCACUUAUGAUUUUGAUAAAUUAAGUCCUGAAUAUAUGGAUGAAGACAUUGAAUCAUCUCACUUAAAAGAAUCACGAAAUGCAGACUCCAUUCCGGAUAUGUCAAAUCAAGAAUACACACAUAUCAACGAAAUAAAUAAUGACGAAUUUUUCGUACGACCGAGAGGAAUUUCCCGCGAAAAUAUUCAAGUUAGAGAGUACCUAAGUGACGAAAUACGACAAGCAUUUAAUAUACCUAAGAACGGGCUUGCAACUAUGGAUUGCAAUACAUAUAUAGGUAUACACGACGAGCAUAUGUACGCUAACGAAGCUGAAGCUGAUCCAGAACUAAUGAUAGACGAAAACGAACCCAUACGAUAUUCAACUGAAGACUUAAAUGAAAGAGAUGACGGUUAUUACACAUUUCCACCGGUUAGGCCAUCCAGAGCAAAACGAAAGAAAAAAGAAACGGAUUCAAUCAAAUAUAUUGACGACAGUGUUAAUGCGAGUAUGCAGUUUAGCGAGGUAGACUUGGGGCUUCUUGAUGAUCAGACAGAAGAGCAGCCUAUGGAAAUAAAUGCAUCACAAGAAAUUGUAGAAACCCCAAAUCAUUUCCAUGAGUUCACACGCCCAUCUGACCUGCGAUCUAUCCAUGAAUAUGCAAAUGACGAUGUUAUCGAGUAUCCAGACAACAUACCUGUACAUUCGCAAACCCUGCCCAUGCCUCCCAAAAGAAAGAAGAAGUUCUCAAAGAAAGAUCUUAAGCAUUCUUCAUUGAAUGAUUUUAAGAGUAUAACACCUACUGAGCUGUGGGAAGAACGUGACGAACAACCGGACGACAUUGUUGUUUACCGAACGGAACAUGAAUAUAUCGUGCCCACCACAGAACCGACCGUUACAGAACAGAGCCCAGUAGCACCCCGGCGAAAUCGUUCAAGAAGCUCGCGCGGCACAUCACUUUGCGAUGACGAUCGCACAUCCCAUGGAGCAGAAUCACUGAUACUAGAUACACAGUUACCUUUAACUAGUGAUGUUAAUAUUCUUAGAGAUAUAAGACAAGAAAGCCCGGGAUAUGCAACAGUAGAUAAAGGAUCCUAUGCGCCUAGCAAAGGUGUAAGGCGGUCUAAAAGUAAAACUCCGCCAGCGCGCCGUCGCAAGAGUAAUAGUUCUGAAAGAAAGUAUUACACAGUUGGUCCUGCUAAAGGCCCAAUGCCCGACCGUCCACCAAGAAAAAAGUCAUCAACUAGCUUAAUGACGUUAGACAGUUUUACAAAGCGGUCAGUUAGUGGCGAUAUUAGCCAGUAUGUAGAAAUCGAAGAACCUCAAUUUGAAGAAACUCACAAGGACUUGAUUUCUGGAGAAGUAGUAAAAAAAAUGAAAGAUAGACCGUUACCUCCUCCGCCAAGACCACCUCGAGGCCCAAAACGAAAAAAGAGGUUCUGUGACGAAUCUUUAGAACACAUUUCGAACGAUCUAGUAACACCAUGUGAGUCGUAUCAUCAAUUGGCAGAGAGUUCAGUAAAAGCUGAAGAUGUUGUAGAAAUCGAGGUGUCAACACAAACAGAUCCGCUUCCCGAUGACAUUGAUUAUGAAUUUUGUCUAGAUGAAAAUCUUGAUAUAUCAAUGUCUAGUUCGCUGAGAGAUAUUAUUGACGAAGAUUCUAUUAUGGGAAGAUCUAAGAGAAAAAUUUCAGAUAGCCCUCGUGUGUCUCGAACAACAUCACGUUCUGAAAAGUCCCUUAAAUUAUCAGAUCCCAAAAUAUCUGAAUUAUCAAAACUUAAUAUUGAUAGAUCUUCUCCAACUGUAAUUUUGGUGGAGAAACGGGUAUCUAGCCCAACAAAAAUUAACGAACGCGAAGAAAUGUUAACUGAAGCCUCAUUAACCGUUCAGCACAUUGACGUCGAUGAGUCUAUGGUACCCCAAGUUCCACCACUCCCAAAAUCCAAAGGUAUGAUACCUAAAACCGCCGAUACGAAGAGAUUAGUUUCAACAAGCGAAGAUCAAUCACUUGAAAAAGUAUCUUCAGAAGGAACUAAAGAAGUUCAAUUAGAUAACUUAGUAACGCAACGGCUUCAAGUAAGAGACUUAGAUGUGGGAAAACUUAAUGUGUCGGAACUUCAAGCAAGUAAAAUUCUCGUAUCUGAUAUUGAGGGGAUGACGUUGCAGGUCAGUGAACUGGAUUCAAAAUCUGGUCACAUAUCUGUCAGUGGCAUUGAAUUUUCUCAAUCAGUAAUUGAUGAGAUUGUUAAGAAAUUUGCUGAAAUCUCAACUACAAAUAUACCUACUACAACUCGUAGUCCAGAAGUUCUUGACAUACCAAGACCAAUGAGUCGUGAAGAACAUACUCAAACGGACGAAAUGCAGCCCGAAGAGAAAAUAGUUGAGGUAAAAACAGAACAGGUUAUAGAAGUAUCUGAAAGUCAAACCGCAGGACCUUUAGCGUCGCCUGGACCAUCUAGUGUGGACGAUACUGCUGUGCCUCCUCAAAGACCUCCACCACCCGAUUUAGGUCCUCUUUUAUAUUCAUAUCUACAAGAUUUCGCUAUACCCUCAUCGACGUAUCCUCGAGCAAGGCCAUUUGAUUUUCACGAGCCUCAACAUCAAACUCCACCGCCUCCUGCACGAAGAGUUAAGAGGAAGCCUGCUGCUCUGCCGGCUUCUGAAUCUAGUUCAGAUGAAGUACAGAUGAAGCCUCGACCGUCACCUCGACCAGUGCCGCUGCCGGUGAAACCGCACGAGCCAACUGUAACUGAAUCAGGCGCACAAUUCCUUCGAGCUUGUCAUAAUUCGAUAACACGAACUAUUAGAAACAUAUUUAAUACUUUCAUGUCAUACAUACACGGCCAAGAAGACAAAAAAGAUAUGCAGAUGGCGUUGGUCAUCUUUUUAGUGUUGAUCGCGGGUUUGAUUAUGUUUGGACUCAGCGACGGCCGAACAGUACACCACCAUCAUUGGGAAUUCUUUAACCCACCUGAUGGUAAUCAAUAAGUAAUUGAAUGCAGCUGUCGUGAAUUUAAUCGUAAGUAAUAUUAGUUUUCAGUCCACAAUAUAAUAAUUAAUACAUAGAAAAUGUUAUACAUGUCACUAACGUAACAAUUUCCCAUAUAACAGCAACACUUUCACUGAUUUAAUAACAACUACUAUUUUAUUGCACUUGUGGCACAAAUAUUAUAAAAAAUCGCACAAAAAUAUUUA